This is a messenger RNA of Oxyura jamaicensis (ruddy duck), 2134 nucleotides long. Its product is annotated as homeobox protein NANOG. The transcript is spliced from 5 exons. Gene Ontology annotation, biological process: regulation of transcription by RNA polymerase II. The record is from RefSeq and is a predicted model, not a curated record. Bases 166 to 1110 code for a protein of 314 amino acids. NCBI's taxonomy places the organism in Eukaryota, Metazoa, Chordata, Aves, Anseriformes, Anatidae. Gene Ontology annotation, molecular function: RNA polymerase II cis-regulatory region sequence-specific DNA binding; DNA-binding transcription factor activity, RNA polymerase II-specific.
UUUCUAUUAUCUCUAGAAGAGUAUUAACAGUGGUCUAGCAACUAUUCCCUUUUCCUUUGGGUACAGCCGAGGCCGGCCUGGGGAGGACAUAAAGCACCCCCCGGCUCCGCCUAAUGGGGUAUCUGCGUGCGGCAGGCGCCCGGGGCUGGGGGUACCGGCCCGGCCAUGAGCGCCCACCUGGCCAUGCCGCCCUACCCGCCCCACGCCGGCGCCCUCAGGUACGGCCACUACUGCUGGCCCUCCGCCGGCAGCAUGGACGGCGCGGCCGCCGAGGAGGCCCCGGCGGCGGACCUGCUCUCCCUGCCCGCCGAGCAGAGGACGCCCAGUCACCCAGAUGCCUCUCCAGCUUCGUCCAGCUCUGGGACGCUCGUCCAGUACACGCCGGACUCUGCCACCAGCCCCACCGCGGAGCGCCCGUCUCCCCAUCCCAGUUUCCAGAAGGUCAAGGAGAAAGGUGAGGGCGGAGCGAAGAAGGCCAAGAGCCGCACAGCCUUCUCCCAGGAGCAGCUGCAAACCCUGCACCAGCGGUUCCAGACCCAGAAGUACCUCAGCCCCCAUCAGAUCCGGGAGCUGGCAGUGACCCUGGGGCUCACCUACAAGCAGGUGAAAACAUGGUUUCAGAACCAACGGAUGAAGUUUAAACGUUGCCAGAAGGAGAGUCAGUGGGUAGAAAAAGGGAUGUAUCUACCACAGAAUGGGUUUCAUCAAUCUUCAUUCCUGGAUAUGACCCCCACGUUUCACCAGGGAUUCCCUGUUGGUGCCAACAGAAACCUUCAGGCUGUGACCAACGUGCACCAAGCUUACAGCAGUGGCCAGACUUAUGGGAAUGGGCAGAGCCUGUACCCAUUCAUGGCUGUGGAGGAUGAGGGGUUCUUUGGAAAAGGUGGGACAAGCUGCAACACCCAGCAGGCCAUGGGUUUAUUAACUCAGCAGAUGAACUUCUAUCAUGGCUACCCUACCAAUGUGGAUUAUGAUGGCCUGCAGUCAGAAGACACCUACAGCUUCCAGAGCACCUCUGAUAGUAUCACACAGUUCUCAAGCUCUCCUGUACGGCAUCAGUACCAGGCCCCUUGGCAUACCCUGGGGACCCAGAGUAGUUAUGAGUCUUAGACCAAAGUGUUUUUCUCCCUCUUACUGUUUUUAGUAAUGCGGUUUCAAGGGUCUUGACUCAGAUCCAAUUUCUAUUCAUUUCUUUUGCCCCUCCUCAAUUCCUGCUUUUACUCUUGGUGGGGCCUAGCACCCUGCUGUGUUGGGCUGCUUUUCUGUUCAAAGGAAUUUGACUGUGCAUAGCUAACCCUUGGCCAAGGGUAUUUUGUGUGUAGACAAAAUUGCAUUCAUGGAGGGGAAUGUGCAAUGCUACCGUCAGGAGCAGCAGAGAUGGUGAAGGUUGAUGUUUACUGUUCAAGACCUUCUCUGCUGCCUCUUUAUUUAGCAGGUGAUUCUCUGAUCCUUGUCUUGUGUUUUGCAGUCAGAUUUUGCUGAAGAUGACUUUUCUUGCACUUCUGCAAGAAAAACCCAUUGUAACCUAGAAUCUGUCUUGCUGUCUUGCCUUCUUUUGUUGAUACCUCAGACAGCUGAUAAGUUCAUCCGGCUCCUCUCAUUCUUCACUGAAAAGCUAAAAGAUCAUCUGAUCUCAGAUGGCUUUGAUCCAAAACAAUUCUUCCUCUCCUCCUGGAGUGGUCAGCACCUGCCUAUUCCUUGCCUGGUACCUUCCUGUGUACGUUAGGGAAAUUGAGAGGAGGAGCAGAAUAAGGAGAAGUGGAGAAGAGUAUUUCUGAUUAUUGAAAUUGAAACUUUAUUAAUAGUUUCCAGAGCUGCUAGCUUCUUUGUGCCUGUCAAAUCAUUCACAAUGGAUCUCUGGAACUGUUCCUAUGCAGUUUAGAUCUUGCCUUCCUUAACCUUUCUGCUGAGAUACUGUUGGCUUGUCCCAACCUGAAUACUGCAGCAGAGGGUAUCCUGAAGUGCCAUUUCUGUUUGAGGUGAUGAGAACCGUUUACUUAUCUGUAUGUCAUAGUUCACUAGCACUUCAUGAACACAGUGACAAUACCAUGGCAGUUUUCUCAGGGGUAGAGAUGGCCAGCUACUUAAAAAAGCAUGUUAGGCAGUAGAAUUGUAGAAGCCUGUCUGCCACUGC